Ricinus communis (castor bean) is the source of this 1644-nucleotide messenger RNA. Its product is annotated as probable glycosyltransferase At5g03795. Gene Ontology annotation, molecular function: glycosyltransferase activity. The record is from RefSeq and is a predicted model, not a curated record. Lineage: Eukaryota; Viridiplantae; Streptophyta; Magnoliopsida; Malpighiales; Euphorbiaceae. Bases 1 to 1644 code for a protein of 547 amino acids. The transcript is spliced from 5 exons.
AUGGAGUUGAGGUUUCAGUUUCAUAAACUUUGCCAGAUUGAAACCAGGAAAUGGCUUCUUGUUGUUGGAGCAGUGGCUGUUACUCAUAUUCUGUUUCAAUUUCUAUUGCUUCCUUAUGGAAAUGCUCUCAGGUCAUUAUUGCCCAAUAGUAGUGACCCAAUUUAUGAUAAAAGUAGCUUUCCAAUUAUACAAUCUUCCACUAAAUCUGUGAUGGUUAGGAAUCCUCUUACCGUUGAUACUUCCAGCUUGAGUAAAGAUUCCAUGCUUGUAAAAGAUGCUGGCUUGGUUGGUGGCAGUGGAGAUUUAAAGAGAAACAGAGAAGACACGGUGAAUGGUUUUGUGUCUGAUGAUGAAGAGUUGGACAAUCCUAUUGAGCUUGCAGUGGAUAAUGAUGGUUUUGUUUCUGAUGAAGAGGAUCUGGACAAUACUAUUGAAUUUGUUGUGGAUAGAAAUGUCGAUGAUGAUUUCCCAGAUAGUAAUGGGACUUCUACACUGCAAAUCAUCAAAAUUCAAGAAAGUAUUUCUUCUAGUUUGGAAUCGAUCACUGAAGCUGAACGUGACAAUGAAAUUUUGAUAAGCAAUAUUGUAAGUGGAGACACAACUCUUCCACAGAAAGAGUUAGGGCAUGCGAAUAUUAGUUUUAAAUCACCUCCAGCAGUAGCUCAGGCAUUAGCUUUGCCAAUAAAUGUCACUAAUUUGAGAUCAUCUGGAAAUUCCUCUCUUGGUUCUGCUAUACUGAAAAAUUCUUUUGCAACUUCAAAAAAUGUUUCUGCAAAACCAGUGAAGAAAAAGAUGAGGUGUGACAUGCCUCCAAAAUCAAUAACAUUGAUACAUGAGAUGAACCAAAUAUUAGUGCGACAUCGUCGAUCUUCACGUGCAACGAGACCAAGAUGGUCCUCCCAGCGUGACCGGGAGAUUUUGGCUGCAAGGAUGCAGAUUGAAAAUGCUCCUCAUGCAGUAAAUGAUCAAGAUCUUUAUGCUCCUCUGUUUCGAAAUAUUUCCAAGUUUAAAAGGAGUUAUGAACUCAUGGAGCGUACACUAAAGGUGUAUAUCUAUAAGGACGGAAAGAAACCUAUCUUUCACCUACCAAUUAUGAAGGGAUUGUAUGCCUCAGAAGGAUGGUUUAUGAAACUGAUGCAGGGAAACAAACAUUUUCUUGUAAAAGACCCUCGAAGGGCCCACUUGUUUUACAUGCCAUUUAGUUCACGAAUGCUGGAGUACACCCUUUAUGUGCGUAACUCUCAUAAUAGGACAAACCUACGCCAAUAUUUGAAGGACUACUCGGAGAAAAUUGCAGCAAAAUAUCCUUUCUGGAACAGAACUGAUGGAGCAGAUCAUUUUCUUGUAGCUUGCCAUGAUUGGGCCCCUUAUGAAACAAGGCACCACAUGGAACAUUGCAUCAAAGCCCUCUGCAAUGCUGAUGUCACCGCAGGAUUCAAAAUAGGGAGGGAUAUCUCCCUUCCUGAAACAUACGUCCGGUCAGCCAGAAAUCCUCUCAGAGAUCUUGGAGGAAAGCCGCCUUCUCAGAGGCACAUUCUUGCCUUCUAUGCUGGAAGUAUGCAUGGCUAUCUGCGACCAAUCUUGUUAAAAGUAGCAAGUACUGUAUCUGCCCCAAGGGUUAUGAGGUCAACAGCCCCAGAGUAG